Molecule: messenger RNA, 1882 nt
Organism: Labrus bergylta (ballan wrasse)
Lineage: Eukaryota; Metazoa; Chordata; Actinopteri; Labriformes; Labridae
Gene: pvalb5
Product: parvalbumin 5
Cellular component (GO): cytoplasm
Molecular function (GO): calcium ion binding
Source: RefSeq, a predicted model, not a curated record
GAAUGAGGCGUAAAAAAAAGGACAUGAUUGACAAGUAGUCGAGCCAAUCACAGCAAAGAAUGCCAACAUCUUAAGCGCACUGAGCCAAUCAGUUUCGAGCUUCAUUUUCAGUCAAGUGAUUCCAGUUGUCUGUCUCAAAAAAAUAAGCUUUUUUUAUUUUUAUUUUUUUACAUCCUUUCACUUGCCAACCAUGUGAUGAACUAUCAAGGAAAUACGACCUGUCUGUAAAUGUUUAUAUCAAGAUCAACCUUUUACUACAGUAGAGAUGUUUAAAGGUGAAUCUGGUCAUUUUAAAAGGAGCAGUGAGUCUGGCUGAAGCAACACGAUUUAUUUAAUGUAUUUUUACAUUACCAGUCAGUAAAUAUGAUUAUUACUUGGCAUUAGAUGUACUGAAAAAAAUUAUAUUCUCUAUAAAUUUAUACUAAUAGCGAAGGGAACAAAAAUACAACUCAAAUUAAAUAAUAAUAAUAGUUGAUGUAAGAUGUAAGAAAUGGAAAGAUUCAAAGUUUAGACAGCCUUAUCCAGAGUUGUUUUGAUGACAUUCAUGUCUUGCACACCUUUGUUUUCUGUAUGAGGUGUGAUUAAACCUAAUAUGAGAAUAUAGAGCAGAAUGUUUGUUUUGUUGUUUACAACUCAAGCCCCUUAUUUAGCCUUUAUUAUAUAAAGCUUAACUUUUAAAAAUGACAACUGCGUUUUUAUAUUUUUACUCAAUGACAUAAACCAAAAAAAAAGAAAAGUAAGACCACUGCUGGUCACAUUUCUUGAGUUCACCUGCCUAUGUGUUUAAUAUUACAAUUACUUAAUCAAUGUUAAUGUGAAGUUUAGAAUCAGAAAUACUUUAAUAAUCCCAGGGGGAAAUUUGGUUGUUGAAGAAAAAAAGCAUUAGUUGUAUUUUUUUAAGAAUAAGUAGUUAAUGCAGGAGCAGUGGAUAAAAUAUGAUUUUAAAAAAUGCAUUGAUUAAACAAUAUAUGAAUGAUUAUCAGGUUAGAUAUAUGUAAUAUGUUUUUAUUGUAUUUUUACAAGUUUUUUGAGUCUUUGUUCUUCAAAGCAAUAUGAGUAAGAAGAUUAUCUGCUCUGAUUAACUGAUGAAGGGGGAGGAGGAUGCACUCUGUGGCGUGGGGGAAAUCUCCUGGGUUUGAGGACAGAUACGUCAGGUUGCUUCUUGCACUCUGGAUCACGAAGCUGCAAGAGAGAGCGUCGCUGGCUUUUUAGACACUGAGCAAUAAAGUGAGGCAGAGAUCUGCACAUCAUCAUCACAGAGAGUGCAAACCUCACCCGAAGCACGGCAGCUACAGAGGACCAUGGCAUUUUCAGGGAUGCUGAGCGACGAGGACAUCAGGGCUGCGGUCCAGGCUUGUCAAACUCCAGGCACCUUCGACCACAAGGCAUUCUUUGUACAAGUGGGGCUGACUGGCUCGUCUGAGGCUGAGGGGGAGAAAGUGUUUACAGUUCUGGACCAAGACAGGAGUGGAUACAUUGAAGAGGAGGAGCUAAAGCUGUUCCUGCAGAAUUUCUUCCCGGGGGCGAGGGAGCUGACCGUGGCUGAGACUAAGUCUCUGAUGGCUGCAGGAGAUAAGGACGGUGAUGGAAAGAUCGGGAUGGAAGAGUUCUGUGACAUCCUGAAAUAAAGAGAAUCAACACAUCUGACCACGGCUUUCCCCUCCCUGUUUUAAAUAAUGGAUCUCUUAUGGAUAUCAAGACCGUCCAGAUUGUUUGAUGCAAAGACGAGAAACCUCAGAUGUUCUGUUCCUGCCUGCUGCUCUCCCUGUUGAUGUGAAACAAUAAUGUGUAAUAAAUGUGUUGGACUGACAGCUUUUGUUGGAUAGUACUUGUGUGUUGAAUCAAUCAGGUACCUGGAUUGAAUUAUUAAAAUUGAGUGAAC